AUGAAUGGGAUUGAGAAUAAGAUGGAGAACAGCGAAGGAGAUAGUGCAUCAACAUCAGUCACUUUAAAAUGGGCUACUGAUAUAUUAUGUGCAUCACGCAAUGUAGCCAAUAUUGAAGCACUCGAGAAUAUGUACGAUGAUAUGGCCGACAAAUAUAACGAGAUGACUAAGGUAUUGAAAUACGAUGGAAAUAGGCUGACUGCUAACACCCUUAUCAGUCUGCUACCGAAUCGAGACAUAAGAGUACUCGACGUAGGAUGCGGAAAUGGCCUGUUUGGAAAAGAGCUUUUUGAUAAAGGAUACCGCGAUAUACACGGUGUAGACAUGUCGACUAGAUUUCUCAAGGUUCUUGAAAAGAAACAGAUAUACACCAAGCUUGUGAAAGCGAGAUUUGAUCCAACCACACCUCUUGAAUAUACAGAUGGUUAUUUUGAUGUGAUAGUUAGUUGUGGUGUUUUUCUACCUGCCCAUCUCACUCACACCUGUCUACCAGAGAUUUUCCGUCUUCUUAAACCUGGUGGAGUUUUUAUCAUCACUACCAGGAAGAACGUUUUUGAUGAAGAGAUUGGGGGCGUCAAACUAAAGUCUACCUUUGCUGAUCUGACAGACAAGGGUAAACUCCAGAAGAUAUCUCACAAGGAGAUAGAGUAUCUCACUGAUAGUGAAAAAGAAGUUCCGGGCUUGAUAUUAACCUACAAAAUGUUGUGA
Messenger RNA from Lytechinus pictus (painted urchin), 708 nucleotides. Its product is annotated as methyltransferase-like protein 27. The transcript has 5 exons. The coding region runs from base 1 to 708 and encodes 235 amino acids. Lineage: Eukaryota; Metazoa; Echinodermata; Echinoidea; Temnopleuroida; Toxopneustidae. Gene Ontology annotation, molecular function: S-adenosylmethionine-dependent methyltransferase activity. The record is from RefSeq and is a predicted model, not a curated record.